UGGUGGUUUGUUGGAGGUCAAGUCAAAACCCCAGCCCAUAAAUUAGAAAACCAAAACUGAAAAUCAUACACACCCAAAAAGCCUCAGCUCUCUCCCUUUCGAUUGUUUCCAAACCAAGGGCGAGGGGUUUGUUGUAUUGUAUGCAUUAAACUCUUUCCCUAAAACCAAAACCAGAAAAAAAAACACAAAAGAAAGAGAACCCAUCAAACCUUCAAAUCUAUCUAUCUAUCUAUCUCUAUCUCUCUUCUCUUUUGGUCUGAUCUAAACUUCCCACGUUGUUUUUGACAACCUUUUUUCUGUCAGAACACUCCAAAUCUGCUUGCAUUGGGAAAUCUGUUUAAAGCUGUCAUUUUGAGCUCCCUUGGUAUAUUGAAAUUUUCAUAAACACAAAAGGGUUGCUGAAAUUCCUCUUAACAUAAGCAAUACCAGGUCUUCGCAUACCAAUCAGAUUGUUCGAUGCUUUUGCAUCCCUAGAUAUUAAUGUCCUUAUUUGUGGAUGAGUGUUUGAUCUGUGGAAGCUGUUUGCGAUUUGGAAUUGUAGGGAAAAUAUAACAGAGACUAGGAUUAGAUCAUGUUCACAACAUAUACUCGAUGAAUUGUUUAAUAGCCGGAUCAUUUGGUUGAGAAUAUGUGAGGUAUGGUAUCAACUACACUAAUGAAGAUUAUGGCACCGUGUUGGAGACCUUCUGUGGUUGAAGGUGAAAAUUCUAAUAGAGCUGGGGAUGCAAGUGGUCGAGUUGAUGGUUUAUUGUGGUACAAAGAUUUAGGAAACCACGUUAAUGGCGAAUUCUCAAUGGCAGUUAUUCAAGCAAACAGUUUGCUGGAAGACCAUAGCCAACUUGAAUCAGGACCAUUGAGCUUGCUUGAAUCCGGUCCCAAUGGAACAUUUGUUGGAGUUUAUGAUGGACAUGGAGGUCCAGAAGCAGCCCGAUUUGUAAAUGAUCACCUGUUUAAGAAUCUCAAGAAAUUCACGUCAGAGAAUCAAGGAAUGUCCGCUGAUGCUAUCACCAAAGCAUUCUUAGCAACUGAAGAGGAGUUUCUAUCUUUAGUAAGGAAGCAGUGGCUAAUUAAGCCACUGCUUGCUUCAGUGGGUGCGUGUUGUUUGGUAAGCAUAGUAUGUAGUGGGCUGCUAUACAUAGCAAAUGCGGGAGAUUCUCGUGCAGUGUUAGGGAGAAUGGAAAAGACUGUUAAACAGGUGAAAGCUGUUCAGUUAUCAAUUGAGCACAAUGCAAGCAUAGAAUCUGUGAGAGAGGAACUGCAUUCAUUGCAUCCCGAUGAUCCUCGGAUUGUGGUAAUGAAGCACAAGGUUUGGCGGGUGAAGGGCCUGAUACAGAUUUCAAGGUCCAUUGGUGAUGCCUACUUGAAAAGGUCGGAAUUUAACAAAGAACCUCUGUUGGCAAAGUUUCGACUACCAGAACCCUUCCAAAAGCCUAUCCUAAAAGCUGAACCAACAAUAUUGGUGCAAAAACUCUACCCCGAAGAUCAGUUUCUCAUACUUGCAUCAGAUGGCCUAUGGGAGCAGUUGAGCAAUCAGGAGGCAGUUGACAUCGUUCAGAACUAUCCACGUAAUGGUAUUGCAAGGAAACUUGUCAAAGCUGCACUUCGUGAAGCAGCAAAGAAGAGAGAAAUGAGGUACUCAGACUUGAAAAAGAUUGACCGAGGGGUGAGGAGACAUUUCCAUGACGAUAUUACAGUAAUAGUUCUAUUCCUAGAUACACAUCGGAUCAGUCGUAGCCGCUCACACGGACAUCUGCUUUCAAUUAAGGGAGGUAGCGGCGUCCCCUACAACACCUAGAUUAGGAGGUUCUAGUCAUCUAUCACGCAAACCCCUUGUUUUCUUCAUUGUACCAAGAAACGAGCUGUAUGUUUUUUGUUACAAAGAGGAGAGGGUUUGUUUUCUUUACAGAGAGGAGAGGUUAAAGGCAGGUUUUUGGGUUCUUUUGGUUUUUCUUUUUCUUCCUCUACUGAUGUAUAGCCAUAUGCUUCCCAAAUUCUUUUAUUUCUUAAAUUUGCACAAUGCCACGAGAUUUCAGUAUAGAGAAUAGAGUGAGUGCCUAGAGAAAUGAGAAUAACUUCAGAACUUGAAUAAUUUGGCUACUCAUUUGCCUUGACAAUAAUGGAGAACAUGUCUUUGAA
Molecule: messenger RNA, 2136 nt
Organism: Argentina anserina (silverweed cinquefoil)
Lineage: Eukaryota; Viridiplantae; Streptophyta; Magnoliopsida; Rosales; Rosaceae
Product: probable protein phosphatase 2C 38
Exons: 5
Coding region: 638-1795 (385 amino acids)
Biological process (GO): peptidyl-threonine dephosphorylation
Molecular function (GO): cation binding; protein serine/threonine phosphatase activity
Source: RefSeq, a predicted model, not a curated record